GACAAACCUCAGAUCCUCUGAACUGCAACCACCAAACCCCACACACACUUCAUUUCCAUUCAGUGCUCUCUCUCUCUCUCUCUCCCCUAUCAGAAGAAUAUUCUGCCACUUUCUCUCCUACUCUUUGCUGCCCUGCCCCCAUUCAUGUGCUCUGGUUUCUCUCAUUGAAAGCCAAGUCUCUCUGGGACACUAAGUGUAAACGCCAAGGCACAUUCAACAAAAAAAGUUUUCCUUGGAGACCCAGCAAAAUCCAUGCCCUCCCUCUGGUUCCUCAACCCACACUCUCUCUUCCAUGAUUCUUUAAUGACCCAUUGCGCACAUUUAACUUGUUAGCAUAAAUGUAUGUGCUCAAGUUGGGAUUUCUGGGUCCUAUGUGUUGAAGCUGAAAUGGGCAUGAUCUUAGAAGCCUCGUGGCUGGAAUUGCACCGCUUCUAGGGUUUCUUGCUGGUUAUUUCCCUGGGGCUUGAUCCCAGCAGCAAUGGCUUUGUUCAGGAGAUUUUUCUAUAGGAAGCCACCUGACGGGCUUAUGGAGAUCUCUGAAAGGGUUUUCGUCUUUGAUUGCUGCCUUACCCCUGAUGCUUUGAAAGACCACGAAUACAAAGUCUACAUAGGAGGUAUAGUGGACAACCUUCGUGACUACUCCCCAAAUGCUUCUUUCAUGGUGUUUAACUUUCAAGGAGGACAGAACCAAAGUCAAAUUGCCAGCAUAUUAUCCGAGUAUGAUAUGACAGUAAUGGAUUAUCCUCUCCAGUUUGAAAAUUGUCCAUUACUUGCACUGGAGACUGUUCACCACUUCCUGAGAUCAAGUGAGAGUUGGCUUUCCCUUGGGCAGCAGAAUAUACUCUUAAUGCAUUGUGAGCAAGGUGGAUGGCCAGUUUUGGCCUUCAUGCUUGCCACCGUCUUGAUAUAUAGGAAGCAGUACACUGGGGAACAGAAAACUUUAGACACAAUAUAUAAGCAAGCUCCUCGUGAGCUUUUGCAGCUAACAUCACCACUAAAUCCAUUGCCUUCACAGUUGAGGUACCUACAAUAUGUCUCAAAAAGGAAUCUGGGCUCAGAGUGGCCACCAGUGGGUACAGCACUUACAUUGGAUUGCAUCAUUCUCAGAUUCAUUCCUAACAUGGAUGGAGAGGGAGGUUGCCGUCCAAUAUUUAGGAUAUAUGGAGAGGAUCCUCUCUUGCCUGCUGAUCAGACUUCUAAACUGCUGUUCUCAACUCCCAAAAGGAGAAAAACUAUUCGACAUUAUAAGCAGGCAGAAUGUGAACUAGUUAAAAUCAACAUCCAUUGCCACGUUCAAGGUGAUGUUGUGCUUGAGUGUAUUAGCUUGGACAAUGAUUUGGAGCAGGAAGUGAUGAUGUUCCGUGUCAUGUUCAAUACAGCCUUUAUUAGAUCAAAUAUUUUGAUGCUUAACCGUGAUGAAAUUGAUACCUUAUGGAAUGCUAAGGAUCAGUUUCCCAAGGACUUCAGAACUGAGGUACUUUUCUCGGAGAUGAAUGCCGCAUCUUCACUUACCGCAAUUGACUCACCUGUUGCUGAAGAGAAAGGUCUUGCUAUUCAAGCAUUUGAUAAAGUUCAGGAAAUGAUCAGCAAUGUGGAUUGGGUAGAGGCAAAGAAAGAUAUAGCACUAACUAUGCUCCAGAAAAUCAAUAUUUACCGAGACAAAUUGGCUUCUGGAUUCCCCUUAAGUCCUAAAAAGAUCAGCCUGUUGCAAGAACCAUGUCUUAAGGAAGUUGCAGACCAACCAUAUUCUCAGGCCCUCCAGCAAAUCGACAUUCUUCUAGAAAAAGUGGAAUCUGGCUCUCUGCAGAUUGCUAAAAAUAAGGCUCUUGGUAAAGAAGUCAUGGAUAAACCAAAAUCAGAAGAAAACCAGAAUAAUCAAAAUCAGAAGAAAUUGGACGACAUUUUCAAAUGUUCCCCACUAAAAGCUCUUGGCAAAGAAGUUUUAAGCUGCCAAAAACCAUCUCUAGAAUUGGACUUGCCUGUAAAGAACAUUAUGCCCCGAGAACUGCAAGUUACCCUUCAGCGUGCUAGUCGUUCUAAGAUCAUAUCCCAACGCGUAUCUCACACUUCUCUAUCUACUGCAGCUUCAUGUUGCAAUACCUUGCAAGGUUCACCUGUGCCUAUCUCAAAAUAUCACGGUGUGCCCUUAGCUCUGGGCAUUACAGCCCUGUUGCAUGAUCAUAAAGAUUCUGAAAAUAAAGAAACCACCCACCAAGUAACUUCACCUCCUGCUGCGUCAGCUCUUGUUCCAUGUCUAUCUAAGCCUUUGCAGUCAGGUAUUGUCUCAAUCCUGUCGCCAUCUCAACAUUCUCCCUUGUUACCACCUUCUACGCAGGUUCCCAUCACUAAAACUCCUCCUCUUCCUCCUCCUCCUCCUCCUCCUACUAAUCACCUUUUGGCUUUAAGAUUGUCGUCUCCUGCAGUUUCCCAAAAUUCUUUAACCUCGGAAUCGGAUAAAGGACUACAAUCAUCAAUUCCUUCUCCCCCAACUCUACUCUCUUCUCUUUCAGGUACACCUUCACCAACCCCGUCAGAGAAAUCAUCCUCAGCUCCGCCUACCCCUCCUCCACUGCCUUCUUUCUCAGGGGUAGCUCCUCCUAUUAAGUCAGUUCCUGAUCCUCCCCUUCCCCCUUCUCCACUCACUUCUUCCUCUAGCUUGGCUCCAAUUUCCACUGUUAAGAACUCAUCGUUAGCUCCUCCUCCUCCCCCUCUCCCUCCAAAUCGACACUCUGAGAUUGCUCCAUCAACCAAUAGUCUAGUUUCACCAGCCAUUUUGGCUGGCCCUCCUCCACAUUCUAGUCCAGCCUUAAGCAAUGAUACUACAUCCUCAGCUCCUCUGCUACCCCUUCCUGCCAGCCUUGCUCCAAGAGAUCUCCCUUCUAAGAGUUCUCCACAUGUUCCUCCUGUGCCAACUCCUCCAGCUCCAUUUGCCAAUGGGUUAUCAAAAACUGUUGGCACCUCUCCACAAUCUCAUUCUACGGGCGGCAAUGGAACUAUACCUCCAACUCCUGGACCACCUUUAACCAAGAAGGGAAGGUUGCCAUUGCGUGCGAGUCCAAGGAAUCAGGAUAACUCAAAAAAGACGCCCCUCAAGCCAUAUCACUGGUUGAAAUUGACAAGGGCCAUGCAAGGAAGCUUAUGGGCCGAGACACAAAAAUCUGAAGAAGCUUCCAAAGCUCCUGACUUUGACAUAUCUGAACUUGAGAGUCUUUUUUCGGCUACUGUUCAAAAUUCGAAUGAUGGGAGCAUUAAUGGGAAAAGUCGCCGUGCUUCGGGACCUAAAUCUGAUAAAGUCAAUCUGGUUGACUUCAGACGGGCCUAUAACUGUGAAAUCAUGUUGACAAAAGUCAAGGUUCCUUUGCCUGAUUUGAUGAGUUCAGUCCUUGCUUUGGAUGAUUCAGCAUUGGAUAUUGAUCAAGUUGAUAAUCUCAUAAAGUUCUGUCCAACAAAAGAAGAAAUGGAACUUCUUAAGAAUUACAAUGGCGACAAGGAGAAGUUAGGAAAAUGUGAACAGUUCUUCUUAGAGUUGAUGAAAGUGCCAAGGGUAGAGUCCAAGCUAAGAGUAUUCUCAUUUAAGCUACAGUUUCAUAAUCAGGUUUCUGAGCUCCGAAAGAAUUUGAACAUUGUAAAUUCUGUAGCUGAAGAGAUCAGGAAUUCAGUCAAGUUAAAAACAAUCAUGCAAACUAUUCUUUCACUGGGGAAUGUAUUGAACCAUGGAACUGCAAGAGGUUCUGCUGUUGGAUUUCGGUUAGAUAGUCUUCUUAAACUUACUGAUACUCGAGCCAGGAACAACAGGAUGACUCUCAUGCACUAUCUAUGCAAGGUGCUUGCAGAGAAACUACCAGAGCUUUUGGAUUUCCCAAAAGACCUUAAAAGUUUAGAGGCUUCAACAAAGAUACAAUUGAAAUAUCUGGCAGAGGAAAUGCAAGCAGUUAACAAAGGGCUAGAGAAAGUUUUCCAGGAACUAACUGCCUCAGAAAAUGACGGUCCUGUGUCAGGAAACUUUUGCAGGACUUUAAAUAACUUUCUUGGGUUUGCUGAAGCUGAAGUGAGAUCGUUGGCUUCACUUUAUUCUGGAGUGGGAAGGAAUGCAGAUGGUUUGGCCUUUUACUUCGGAGAAGAUCCAGCACGUACUCCAUUUGAGCAAGUUGUUUCUACUUUGCUUAAUUUUGUAAGGAUGUUUAUCCGUGCCCACGAAGAAAACUGCAAGCAGCUUGAGCUAGAAAAAAAAAGGGCACAGACGCAUGCAGAACAUGAGUGCCUCAGAAAGGAAGCAGAGAUUAAGCACAUGUAGAGCAGCACUCUGAAAAAGGAUUCAGAAACCGGGAAAUGAAGACAAGUGCUCUUGAGAAAAGGGGGAGAGCUCAACUCAAACGCCAAUCUCGAAUAGUAACAUCGAUUAAUCAAGUGUGCCUGUGAUAAUUGGUUUAAAGGAUGCUAUUUCCCAGUAUAUAGAAUUAUUAUUUUAUUAACUCGGCUCAAGCACCUUCUGAAGGACUUUUAUAAGCUGGAAUGCAAGAAUGAAGUACAUCGAGAACCAGAAAAGGAGACAUGGGCAUGAUCAUAAAUCAGAUGCAGAAUAAGCCAGCAGUUGUACUUGAGAUGAAGUCUAAAGGCAACUAAACAUUUAAUGUAAUUAUGCAUGCUCAUUUCAAGUGAUGGGUUCAAGAAUCUUGAUUGCUGCCUGCUGGGCCACGAGUUAGCUUAAAAUUUUGUUGCAAAGAUAUCUCUGUUAUUGCUCUCUGAGUGCGUGCGCUGCUGGACACGUAUAGUCAUUCACAAGUUGCUGGCACUAGAUAAACACACAAAUCUGUUUGAGGGUUCACCACCGAGAGAAAUGAUUGAACCCCAGUGGCAGUGAUAGAAGAAGCCAUUAGAGCCUCCUCGUAUCACUAGGCCAACUCUUGGGGAUUCACUGAUUUGCUUUCCAUGGCUGAAGCAUUGUGUGCGCUAGAGAUUAGAAAAGGUUAAGUUGUUCUUGAAUAUUUGUGCGCCAAACAUUAUGCAGACUUGAUCAUUGCCUUCUAGUAGUUAUGCUCGACCA
Messenger RNA from Diospyros lotus (date-plum), 5044 nucleotides. RefSeq names its product formin-like protein 18. The record is from RefSeq and is a predicted model, not a curated record. The coding region runs from base 479 to 4294 and encodes 1271 amino acids. Lineage: Eukaryota; Viridiplantae; Streptophyta; Magnoliopsida; Ericales; Ebenaceae. The transcript has 19 exons.